Polychytrium aggregatum is the source of this 4361-nucleotide messenger RNA. RefSeq lists its product as uncharacterized. Gene Ontology annotation, biological process: endocytosis; endosomal transport. Gene Ontology annotation, molecular function: calcium ion binding; protein binding. The transcript is spliced from 10 exons. The record is from RefSeq and is a predicted model, not a curated record. Gene Ontology annotation, cellular component: cytoplasm; plasma membrane. The coding region runs from base 193 to 4038 and encodes 1281 amino acids. NCBI's taxonomy places the organism in Eukaryota, Fungi, Chytridiomycota, Chytridiomycetes, Polychytriales.
GUCCAACCCAUCAACCAUCAGCGACGACGUUCUGGCUCGCCUCUGCGAACGAAUCUCAUAUCUUGCCCAUCUGCACCCUCGUGUCCCUGUAUUCUGUACAAACCGAAACCACAAGCGCGCUCUCUCUGCUCGUACAGCCACCCGAAAACUCUGCCGAUCUCAUAUUGCUUCGUCCGUCUUCACCGCUAACCGAUGCGAGCCGCUGGAAUCGACGAGAGCCAGUCUCACUCUACUUUGCCAAGGAAGGCUCCAGCACCGGCUCUGGAAUCCUUCGGUCUGCCCCUGACCCAGGAGGAGCUCUCGGCCUUCUCAUACUUCUUCAAGAUUGCCGAUGUUGACAGCAAGGGCGUCAUUACUCCCCCGCUGGCUGUGGCGUUUAUGUCCAAGUCCAAGCUCUCGCAUGACGUCUUGGGCGAGAUAUGGAGCCUGGCCAAUCCGGACAAGAAGGCAUUCCUGACCAGGGAGAGUUUCUACAAGGCUCUCAAGUUGAUUGCCCUGAGCCAGAGCGGCCGCCCGGCCAGCCUGGCUUCCCUGGGAACAGCCUGCCCCUUGCCCACCUUCGAGGGCAUCGUUCCCGAAACUGCGCCAAUGUUUAGCCUGCAGACCAUGCCGCUGCACCGCACCGGCAGUCUUUCUGCCCACGCUACCGGUAGCAGCUUCACUAUCUUGCCUGAGGAGCGUGAGCGCUUCUUGGCUGCCUUUUCUGCCAGCCAGCCAAGCAACGGCCUGGUCACGGGCGACAAUGCUCGCGAGGUGUUUAUGAAGUCCGGCCUGCCUCUGGAUGUCCUUGGAAGCGUGUGGGUCCUGGUCGACAGCAAGAGCACGGGCAAGCUCACCUUGAACCAAUUCAUGGUUGCCAUGUACAUCAUCUCGAGGCUCCGAUCUGGUGCCAUGACGUCUGUGCCGACCUCGAUCCCCCCUGGGCUCUUCAACGCUGUGUCGAUGGCCAACUCGGCCAGUGCUGGCAAUGUGAACUCGCCGCCCGGAAGCCCCAUCCUUGGCGCUCCUCCCAGCAAGCAGUCUGGCAGUACAGCAUCACUCAGCCGCCGCAUGACAGCCAACUUCUCCACAUCGGGUCUUUCCACUUCGAACCCGGCGCUCUCGACUCCCCAGCCCGGUGCACCUUCGCCUGCGCUGGUGCUGACGCCCGAGGCAAGAGUCAAGUAUGGCACCAUCUUUGACCAAAAGGAUAGCGAAAGGAAGGGCUUCCUGACCGGCGGAGAUGCCUACCCUUUAUUUAUGGAGUCCAAGCUCCCCAGCACGACAUUGGCGCAAGUUUGGGAUCUCGCUGAUGUGCAGAAGGCCGGUCGCUUGACAAAAGACGAGUUUGUUGCUGCCAUGCUGCUGAUCGAGCACAUUUCGGCCGGUAACCCCGUGCCUGCAGUCCUGCCUGCCUCGUUGCUGUCGUCGACGUCCAAGGGUCUGAGUGGAGCCCUGAGCACGCCUUCGCUCCUCGACUUUGACGGAUCCAACGCAUCAGCCGGCGCUCCCAAGCCCCUUCAGGAGACCGGUGCUCUCAAGGGCACGCUCGGCAGUCUUUCGAGUCUCAGCGGACUUCCUGCGCUCGGUGGUGCCAGCUCGAGCGUCAGUGUGCCUCCGCUUGGCCAUGCCAGCUUCGCAAGCCGUGAAGCCGCUGAUCUUGAAAAGCGUCAGCAUGACCUCGCCAUCCGCAAGACCGAUAUUCAGAGCCUUCAGUCACAGAUCGACGCCAUCACCCCGAAUCUGGAGGAGAUCAAGGCCAAGCGCUCCGCUGUGGAUGCGGAGCUGCGCGAGGCCAACGACACCAAGCUGCAUCUCACGGUCAAGCUCUCGCAGACCAAGGCCACCUACGACUCCGAGAUCCAGUAUCUCCAAGAUACCGAGGCUGAGCUGUUCCGCGAGCGACAGACCCUCCAGAUUGCUCAGACAGAGCUGGCACGUCUGGAGGCCACCGUUCAGCUCGUGAAUGCCGAGAAGGUCAAGUUGGAUGAAGCCAAGGCGCAGCUUUUGGCCGAAUCUCACAAUCUCAAGCAGCGCAUCGAAGAUUACCAGGCUCUGGAGACCGAAACCCACCGACAGAUUGCGGAGCUCAAAACCGAGAUCGAGUCGGUCCUCCAGAGCAGCGACAUUCACAACCAGGUUCUCCAAUCGGCUCAUGCCGAGCACCAGAGCAUCCAGGCCGAGCUGGACGCCGUCACGAAGCAGCUGGAGGAGGAGCGUGCCAAAUCGACUUCCCUGGAGCGGCAGGUGGCUGCACAGUAUGCCGCCAACCACCGCGACCGCGAGCGGAUCAAGAAGAGCAAGGCCGAGAAGGCCAGACUCGAGGCCGAGUUUGUCGAGAAGCAGCAUGAGCUCGUGAGGGCUGUGUCAGAGGGCCAGGCUUUGGCUGACGCCGUCAAGGCCGCUGAGACCCCAAAGCCCAGCAGCAAGCCUGUCGAGAAGGACAUUUUCUCGUUCGACAGCGUCUCUGGGGCUGCCAAGCCGGCUUCGAUCCUGUCCCAAGCUUCCGUGCCUUCGCCGUCGGUGGCUGCUGGCAUUCCUCUGCCCGUGUCCCCCAACCUCCAGGAGGCUGUGCCUCCGGCCCUUGGUCGCAUUUCCAGCGACCCCGCGCCUCCUGUCCCGUCGCUGUCGUCCAAGCCGACAAAGUCUUCGGAGGGACAGGGCAGGCCCACAAGCGCGCCUUCCUCUGAGUCGCUUGCCUUUGGAUCGCUGUCGCAGGGUGCUGCGCCCAAGCUCGAGAAGAAGGAUUCGUUUGAAGAGCUGAUGAAGUUCAAUGCGCCUAAGAGCUCUGCCUUGAGUAAGCCCUCGGCGACCCCCUCGACUGUCCCUGCGGGAGCUCCUGGCUUGGGCAAAUCCCCUGUCGUAGCCGCCGGGGGCCUUCCCGGUGGCUCUCUGGCCUCGGACCCCUUCCUGGCUGAUGAUGCCUUUGCCGGCUUCGAGUCAAAACUGCCCUCGCAGCCUGCGGCCAACGCCGCCGACCUGAACGAUGUCUUCGCGAGUAUCUCUGGCAGCAACCCCGUGCCGCCCAGCAACGCCAGCCCCAAGAUCGAUCUCCAGGCAUUUGAAACCUCGUUCCCCUCGCCUGACCAAUUCGAAAGCUCGUUCCAGCCGGCGACAGAGACCCGUGCUGUCGCCGCGCCAGCCAAUGCCGGUGCUUUUGCAGGCACGCUCGACGACCCCUUCAAGAGCAACUUUACUAAUCCGUUCGAUUUGGCCAGCACCGGCCAGAGCCCCGAGCUCCAGAAAGACGAUCCCUUCGCUCCCAACGCCAAGAUUGCCGUCGACCAAACCUUCAGUUUUGACGACUGGAGCAGCCAGGCGCCUGAUUUCACCGCGGCCUUUGCUCCCGCGCCCGAAGCGUCGACAUCGGCGGUGGUGACUGAGCCUGUCCAGCUCAAGCUGGAUGGGCUGGACUUUGAUGCCGAGCUUAGCAACGCUUUCUCUGGAUCGACCGGGAAAGCGGCCCCGCAGAGCGUGCCUGAGGUUCCUGUCGCUGAUUUUGACGGCAUCAACGAAAAUGCAUUCAAGUUCGAAGCCUCCUUUGGCAACUUUGCGCCUCCCUCGAACGUGCGGCGCUCGACCAAACGGAUGACGGCCAUGAUGACACCAACCAAAUCGCAAAGCUCCACGCCGGUCGUUAACCAGUUUGAUACCGACUUUGACUCGGUCUUCUCGGGGAGCCAGGCACCCGUUGCCAAUCUGGACGACGCCUUUGGUUCGUUCAAGUCGAGCGAGGCCCCUUCAUCCGCAGCGUUUGGUUUCAACGACGCAUUUUCUGUGUCGCCCAUCCAACCCACUGGAACUGCGCCGGCGACGUCCUCUCCGGCACCAGCGUCGGCACCGAUCCCUGCGCUCUCGCCCAUUCCUGUUCCAGCGCCCGAGCCCCAGCCCGGUAGUGCCUCGCCUGCUCCCGGAGCGGGCAAAGUGGAAGAGAUGUCUGCAAACCUCGACGCUCUACUUGAAAUGGGAUUUGAGAAAGGCGAAGCACUGGCAGCACUGAAAAAGAACAACGAUAACUUGGAGGCCACGGUUGCAUAUUUGGCCGAGCGGGCAGCAUAGAUCCAGAGACAGACGCCCCAGUUCCUGCAGUCGCGGUUCCGUUUCGAUCUCUUCUCGUUGUUGGCGGCUGAUGUGAGCCGCUGUCUCUGUUCUAUGCUUGAUCCUCAAGCGGGCAAACAAAAGGAAAAAACACUGAAUUGUAAUUUUGGGCUCAGCUCUGCUGCAUCGCGCAAAUCGCUUGCCUCGCUCUUGUUGCAUUGCGUUGCAUUGCAUCGCGGCACAUAUGUUCACAGGUCGUUCGCAGCAUGUUAAGCCACAGCGAGGCGGAGGUCUUUCUGCUGCUGAGUCGGCCAUGGGUCGUGAAUACACACGUUCAUUCGUCA